Molecule: messenger RNA, 1299 nt
Organism: Puccinia triticina
Lineage: Eukaryota; Fungi; Basidiomycota; Pucciniomycetes; Pucciniales; Pucciniaceae
Exons: 3
Coding region: 1-1299 (432 amino acids)
Biological process (GO): phosphatidylinositol phosphate biosynthetic process; sulfate assimilation
Molecular function (GO): 3'(2'),5'-bisphosphate nucleotidase activity
Source: RefSeq, a predicted model, not a curated record
AUGGCGGGAGCUUUUCUCAAACUGAACUUGCGUCGGCUUCAGCACUGCGAUAUCAUUAUCCACUGUACCACAACAGCACCGAGCGGAAUCAUUGGAUGCACUAGAACUCUUCAUUCGAAACCAAUACCGCAACAGAUCACCACACCAAACUCACACAAGCCGGCGAUGAUUCCUAUUCAGUCGGGAUAUCAAUUAGAACGGCAGGUUGCGGUCGCGGCUGUCUUGCAAGCUUCCAUCGUCACCCGAAGGAUAUUCGAUCAGCUGAUUCGACCCGGCCUGAAAACUGGAGACUCCGAUAAAGUCUCGAUCACUAAAGUCGAUCGUAGCCCUGUUACCGUUGGGGACUACACAGUUCAAGCAAUAGUUAAUUUCAUACUCUCGAGAUAUUUCCCGAAGGAUGAGAUUGUAGGAGAAGAAGACUCAUCAGAAUUGUUAAAUGCAACAGACAAGAAACACAUACAGCAGAUCAUUGAGUUCACCAAUCAAGGAAUGAAGGACGACCGAUUGAGUACACCAGCGGAUGAAGAUAUCUGGGGAAAGUUUCGAGAUCAGCCGGAGUUAACUGAGGACCAGCUGGUAGAAUUGAUUGACUUGGGGAAAAGUGCGGGGGGUAAAGAAGGAGGAAAACGACGGUUUUGGACCAUCGAUCCGAUCGAUGGCACCAAAGGAUUCCUGCGAGGUGGCCAAUAUGCGAUCUGUCUCGCCUUGGUCGUCGAUGGCCAAGUCGUACUCGGGGUCGUCGGAACGCCCAACCUACCACUCAAAGGCAUAUCUCCUCCGGCCGGCAACAAACCUGAUGGUACAUUAUUCUUAGCCGAAAAGGGUUCCGGUGCUUUCCAACGUCCCCUGGACUCAGACGAAUAUACCUCGAUCAAAAUGAAUUGCUUGGAUCAGCAUACUCUGAGCGAACAUGGAACGUUUUGUGAAUCAUUUGAUGCGGAUCAUUCUAAUCAACACCUCACCGUGGAUAUAGCGCACAAACUGCAGAUGAAAAACGCUCAACGCUCAAUCAGGAUUGACAGUCAAGCCAAGUAUUGCGUUCUCGCAAGAGGUGAUAGUGAUCUAUAUUUCCGAUUCCCUACGAAGGCUGGUUAUCAGGAAAAGAUUUGGGAUCAUGCUGCAGGAAAUAUCUUGAUCAGCGAAGCAGGCGGUGCCGUGGUCGAUUUAGACGGCAAGCCCUUGGAUUUCUCUUGCGGCCGAACACUAUCCAACAACCACUCAGGUUUCCUGGCCUGCUAUGCGAGUACUGUUAACGUAGUUUUAGGUGCUGCACAAGACGCAAGCCGUGCGCAAAAGUAA